AGCCGGCGGGGCCCCGGCGCGUUUCUCCCCCUGGCCCGGGCAGGGUCCCGCCGCCUGGCGCGAGGGCCCCGUUCCCAGCCCGGCUGCCCCCAUCGCCCGGGCUUCCUCCCGCCUCAGACCCCGACCUUCCUGCGCCGGGCCGGGCCCGCGGCCGCUUCUCCCGCCGGGCUGCUCCGGCCACACUUCGUGCCGGGCGGCCCGGGCCCGGACCCGGGCCCAGGCUCGGCCCCUUCCCGCCGCCCGGGAGCGAGCCCGGCCGUGCCGCGCCGAGGCCGGAGCGUCAGAAGCGGGUUCCCAGCCCGGAGCUGAGCGCGGCCUUUCGGGGGCUUUCCCCGCACGGGCUUGUCGGAGAAGCGCCGUCUUGUAAACCCGUCUGUGCAGAAAAGAGGAGCUGCGCGUCCUUCUGUUUUGGACUGUAUUUUAGACUUACUACACAAACUUUUCUGGAACUGAUGUUUUCAUAACGCUUCAAGAGUCGCUGAGAAACUAGUUGCUGGAAUGCUUUAGGGGGGAAAAAAACCCAUGAGGGUGUGGAAUUACUUUUAUUGAAUUGGUGGAAUUAUUUCUAUCCCGACCAAAGAAGUAAUUGGAAUCAUGGAUCAGAACAACAGCAUACCACCCUACGCCCAGGGGUUAGCAUCCCCUCAGGGUGCCAUGACUCCUGGAAUUCCAAUUUUUAGCCCAAUGAUGCCCUAUGGCACUGGACUGACACCACAGCCGGUCCAAAGUACCAACAGUCUGUCUAUUCUGGAGGAACAGCAGAGGCAGCAGCAGCAGCAAGCAGCACAACAAUCCACAUCACAGCAAGCAACACAGGGAACAUCCAGUCAAACGCCGCAGCUCUUCCAUUCACAGACUCUUACUACAGCUCCUUUACCAGGAACCACGCCACUCUAUCCCUCUCCAAUGACUCCUAUGACCCCAAUAACGCCUGCAACACCUGCAUCAGAGAGCUCCGGGAUUGUGCCACAGCUGCAGAAUAUUGUGUCCACUGUGAAUCUUGGUUGCAAACUUGACCUAAAAACUAUUGCGCUUCGAGCCCGAAAUGCUGAAUACAAUCCCAAGCGUUUUGCUGCUGUCAUCAUGAGAAUAAGAGAACCACGUACUACUGCACUUAUAUUCAGCUCUGGAAAAAUGGUGUGCACAGGGGCGAAAAGUGAGGAGCAGUCCAGAUUGGCAGCAAGGAAAUAUGCGAGAGUUGUUCAAAAAUUGGGCUUUCCAGCAAAAUUCUUGGAUUUUAAGAUUCAGAACAUGGUGGGAAGCUGUGAUGUGAAAUUUCCUAUCAGAUUAGAGGGAUUGGUACUUACACAUCAACAGUUCAGCAGUUAUGAGCCAGAGUUGUUUCCUGGCUUAAUCUACCGAAUGAUCAAGCCAAGAAUUGUCCUGCUUAUUUUUGUUUCUGGAAAGGUGGUUUUAACUGGUGCUAAAGUCAGAGCAGAAAUUUAUGAAGCAUUUGAAAAUAUAUAUCCUAUUUUAAAGGGAUUCAGAAAGACGACGUAACAGUUUUUACAUACAUCCAAAGAAAUUUUUGGGAUACAUUUCAAAAGGUAUUGAGUAUGGAUGGCACAGUAGUAACAAGAGAUGGACUUUCAGUUACAAACUGCAACACCAAGACUCAGUGUUUUCCAGUUAGUGCCUACUUCCCUGAUACUCAUGGGAAACUAUUAUUUUUAUGGAUUAUGUCUACUGAGUUACAGUGAAUUGCUUUAUUGAGCUGUUCUUGGAGCACCUCUUUCAAGUUUUAUUUAUAUUUUAGCUUUUGAUUAAUUUUAAUGUCAAUUCUUUUAGGCACCCACAAAUUGGUAAGUUGGUUUGAGAUAAAUGCAACCAUGACACCCCAAAUGUAUAAACCACUUCAAUCGCUGUUUUAACUUUUUCAUAAAUGUUUUUUAUAAUCUUACUUCAGAAGUUACUUUUAAAAGUUUUUUGUUCUCCAUUUGUAGAAUUUUUUUUUGCGCCAGACAUUCCCUUUUUCCAGUGUUCAGCAGGACAGAAUAAAUUUAUUAAUGAAAAUGGCUGGCUGUAUAUAUUCCUCUUUUUUGGGAAAUGAAUGUCAUGUUUUUUCAGCUCUAUAUGUAUAUUAAAUACUGUUUAUAAAACUCUAUGGGAAGACCCUUAAUGACUUUUAAAAAGUAACCCUGCUUGACCUUUGCUGCUGUUAAUGUGGUAAGUGCAUGCUGUAGAAAUAUGUAAUGUACUGAAUACUUGAGUCUUUUAUAUAACUUUCUUAAUAACAAGCCAGUAUUAAAGCAGUGCAUUUGC
Molecule: messenger RNA, 2262 nt
Organism: Mauremys reevesii (Reeves's turtle)
Lineage: Eukaryota; Metazoa; Chordata; Testudines; Geoemydidae
Gene: TBP
Product: TATA-box binding protein
Exons: 8
Coding region: 595-1500 (301 amino acids)
Biological process (GO): DNA-templated transcription initiation
Molecular function (GO): RNA polymerase II general transcription initiation factor activity; DNA binding
Source: RefSeq, a predicted model, not a curated record